UUUGUGGGAAAAGAGGGGUAUGGGAACAUUCAUUAGCUUCAUGCUGGAGGCAGUUGUAUGAGGAUGAAGGGGGUGACUUUCUUUCACUUGCACUUAUAAGUCUACCCAGAAAGGGAAGAUAGAGGAUUGAGAUCAUUUUUUCUGAUAUUACAGGACAAGAUGGCUUUUUUGUCCCAACUGUAUUGAUUAUUAAGGUAUUGGUGAGUUUUACAAAACCAAGAUUAUAGAAAAUGAUCCAAAUGAUUGUCAUUUCUUUAGUGUUGUUUUGCCUGCUUCAAAUUGUCCUUUAAGGGCGUUUGUUAUAAGAGAUUGGAAAAUCCUACUUUGUACUUCAAAAUCAUGCAUUGUCUGCCCUUUGCUGGGGCAACCUUAAGAGUUCACUGAGAGGACAAAUUUUCUAUCUCAUUAAUUGUUUUUUGUUUUGUUUUGUUUUGUUUUAAGCAAACCCUACUGGCCCCUCAAACCCUUGACCUUUAAAGACAGUAUUUUGUGUAAGCUCUAUAAUUUUACCAAAAUAAGCCUUACAUAUGCUCUCCUCUUCUCUCUUUCUCCCUCCCUCCAAUACACACUCAUCUGCUUUAGUCACAGAGCCAAGUUGGGCAUAACUCUGGAGAUAAAAGUUUUGUCAACAUCUGAAAUCAACCUAAAUCGGAUAGGAGACACUUUAAUGGUCACAGUUUGAAUUAAGUACUUAACACUCUCCCCCUUGAAGAAAAAUGGCACUUUGCAGGCUUGCUUCCCUAGUUUUGUUGAAAUCUACGAUAUACCCGGUGUUUUAUUACAGCAGGAAUUCAACUGUGACAGGCAUAGUAGAGUACUUAAUACCCAGGAUGGAGCUCAUGGGAAGAUUACCUAGAUGGAUGGGGGAGGAGGGAAGUCCCUUUGCAUAGCAUCUCCGACUUCAUACCCAGUUGUCCCAGGGGGUCCCAUUCCCCUACAUCUCAGCCUCCUCCCUGUGGGGUGGGGCAGGGUGGAUAUUCCUAUCUUUCCUCUGUCCCCCUGUUCCCCUAAGCUUCCAAACUCUGCUUCUCUCCUCACUGUUGCCUUCCCUCUAGCAGUUCCCGCAUAGAAACAGAUCAAUGACUCUUCAGAAUGAAAGAGAAGAAAAACCCAAAGAAUCAAUGUAGCAAAAAGGCCUGGGGCUUCCCAUCUGAAUGAGUGGGUUCUGUGCAGGCAGUAGGCUUUCCCUGGCACUCCCUUGGUUUCUGCAUCCCUAGACACAGUCUUGUAUAGAAGAACACAGGCUCACCUUUCUCAACUGCUGCUCUGUUGCCCCUUCUCUAUAUUAUACACUGUCCCAAGAAUAAUUCUGCUUUGUGUUUCAAAGAAACACAUGGGCUGGAAACAAUAGGAGGAAGAGACUUGUGUUCUGUUCCCUUGGUGGUAUGAGGGAGGCUGCUGUGGCUGUCUUGAAACCCUCUAGUCUUCAACUUACAGAACUGGCACCUCUUCUGAAGACUCCAAAUUCAUGGGGAAACCCCCUCCCUUUCAAGCCAGCCCCACUUUCUCUGGGAUUGAUUCCUGGAAUUGAAAGAGAUUCCCAGAUUGAAAGACUGUCCAAAGUGAAGGAGACCUGGAGGCCAUUUUGCACAGAUGAGAAAACUGAGGCAGCUGAAUGAUCCUCCCUCCACCGUUCCUUAUGUUAAUGAGUAUGGGGUGGAAUGCAACCUUUAGUCUCACUCUAGAGAGCAGUAAGGGCACAGACAUCUUUCCUCUUAGGAAGGUAUUCUGCCAGGAAUGGAGGUAUGCAUCUAAGCUUACACUUGACCUGGGUGGUCACAGGUGUGUACAUCCAGAGAAGAAGGAUGGGUUCUUGCCUCGUGGGCCAUCAAAGCUGUUGGGGAGAUUUUGUAACCAAACCACCCUAGUCAUGAAGCUCAGACAGGUGGACUGGCCACUGGGCUCAGGAGGAGACAGAUGUCAGGGCGCCUAGGAGAGCAGAGGACUCCCCACUAUCCACAACGGUCAUAAUCCCAGGAUGACUAAUUCUGUCAGGCUUGCCCUGCUAUUUCGAUGGUGGUGGCUUGCCUCGGACCAGGGCAAGGAUGAAUGUGCCCCGGAGGCCUGCAGAGCCAAACAAGGACCCUGGUUGCAGCUGAUAAAGGUGUAGCGUCUGUUCGAGGGAGAUAUUGAAAUUGUAAUCUUUGAGGUCACGUGACUCAUUAAAUAAUUAAUGCAGAUCGUCAGGAAUGGAUCGGAGUCGUCAGGGCCUCACUAGGAAUGAAUCUCUCAGAAGUGAGACUCCAACUUACCAUUUGAUUUUUAAAAACACACACCCUCAGAUUUAUCUCCAAAAGCUUUUAACUCCUUCAGGAAGGCAGGAGACCAGCCCUUCGGCAGGGAGGACGGAGCUGGCGGGCCCUCGCCAGGUCUUGGGGCUUUUUCCGCAGGGUUUCUGCGAGUCCGGGGAGCGCGCCGCGUCCGGGGAAUCGUGAGUUCGGGCUUGGGUUUUCUGCGGUCACAUCCUGGCUUUGGUGAUGAAGUGGGACGGAUGCGCAGACAGUUGGUAAUGUUCUGAUUCACGCUGGGGAAGGCUGCAGAGAUACCACAGGACGGGCGCGCGGCUUUGUUCAAUUUUCCCGGCGUUCAUAAAUCACCCGCACCGGGCGAGCGAGGGAGCAAGCGAGCGCCAAAAACUCGGAGAGCGAGGCCACGGCGGCGGUGGCGGCCAUUGCAGAGUGAGAGACCUGGGCAGCAUCUCUCUGUGACUCAUUAGUCUGAACGAUUUAUGGGGGACAGCAGCCAUGAAUAUUAGACUUGGGGAUAAGGAAACAGCAAAAAUAAUAAUAGCCAUAAUAAUUACAUACUCCUAAGUGUCACGCAGGGGAGUGCUGGAUGGAGGCAUAGCGGAUCUUUAUCGGGUGAAAUUGAGAGGCAAAGUGCGGGAUGGCUGAGUCCACCUUGCUCACGGUCAUGCCAGGAUCCCCAUGACCAGUGGGCACUCCCUUUGGGGACACAGAAAGCAAGUUUGAACAAGAGAAAGGGGGCGCAGCGUGGAUCUUAAGUCUUUUCCUUUGCUUUGUGGGGGCUGCGGGUCGAAUGGUGGCAGAGCGCAGCUGCUGGUGUGCGGCCACUUGUUCAACGUGCUGGGGGGCUCCGAAGCCAGAGGUCAGGAGACUCCUCGGCUAUUUGAUAGCCCCUCUUAGUGCUAUCUACAGAAAUGCAUGAAGGCAGACAGACAGCGGAGGGCUGGUUUGGGGCAGGCUGGGGUAAGAGGUUACCUGGGUCUGAGUGAAGGCGUAGUGGGGGCAGGGAUAGGUCUGUAGACGCAAAGGGCCCGCAGAGUCCCAGCGGAGCGCAGAACUUCUCCAAGCCAGGGUCCGGCGAGUGGACGAUUCUUUGCCCCUUUCCCAGCGUCUCCCACUCCCAGAAAGCUGACUGCUGGCUUGGUGACCAUUUGUUGGUUAGAGGGCAAGAGAGGGUUGCAAACAUUGUGAGGGACGAGAUUUGAGCAGAAUCAAGGCAUCAAAUCGGCCUGUGGCCGCUGCGCAAGGCCAGGCAGGAGCAGGGCCCCUGAGCAGGUAUUGUACCAGCCGGCAUCCCUCCCAGUUUCCAGCAGUCUUAGCUGGCCUGCUCUGAGGGACUAGGUGCUGCGGUAGCCCCGCCAGCCCACUAGGACCUAGAAGGAACGCACCUAGAGUUGAAUAAACCAGAAGACAAAACCUCCCAAGACUGCCUCUGGCCAGUGGACUGAGUUCGGGUCUGAUUUCGCGCCAACAGAAAUGAACACUAUUAGUGAGGUUUCAGGAGAGUCCGUGAUUGAAUGCUCCCAGACAAGGCUUCCUUUUGUUAGGAAAGGAAAAUCAAGCGAGCAUUCACAUUCUCCAAGUUGGGGUGCCUGAGGAGAGAGCUCUCUGAGAGCAGUCCACACCACCAGCAAAGCCACUUCCACCCUCUCAGCUUCCUCUACUUCAUUUUCUUUCCUUCCCCAUUCCACCCCCCGCACCCCCCUCCCCCCAAAAAAAGAAAGAAAAAGGAGAAAGUAUGGGUGUGGAAAUGGAGUAUGUAUUUAUUUUACAAAAAUAAAUCACCAUCUUCGGGCCAUUUGUAGACUGGAACAUUUCGAGCAAUGAGUGCGCCGCAUGGACGAGUGCCCUGGCGACUCCUUGGUGUUCGCGUCACCUCCAGGGCCACCUUGGCGCCCACAGGAGCCGCGCUUCCCACUCCCGGCCUCCAACUCCCUUCCCUCACAGCCGCCAUUCACCUUCUGCUGUUUAUUUGUCUGCAGAGCGCCUGGACACCGGAAAAGGCGAUUCCCUGAGCGCCUGGAGUUGGAGACAAUUUCUGGUUCAGAUUUAAACAUCUUUCUAGGUAAGCGCUGCUCCAAAACUCUUUGCCGCGUGGGACUUUGCACCAGGGCGGUUGGGAGGAGUUGGCCCUCCACGGUUCCUGGCAACCGCGGACUGUUGAAAGAGGUUCUGGUCAAUAUUUAACUUCAGAGCAGUUUGGAAUUGGAUUCCUUUAAGCUUCUUGCCCUGCGAAUGCGGGGCAUCAGGCAGACAAAGAGCCUACCCCAAAGCCAGCGAUGGUCAGGAGAAGCGGUUGCAGAAGGCAAAGAUGGGUUGUGGAGAGUCAGAGGGGGUGUGCUUAUUUCUUCCUGCAAGCCCCAAACCACCACACUGAACUUCAGGGCAAAAGCAAGUAAAGGCCACGGGCACGGGCGCGGCGGCUGCUGCGUGGGCUGCUUUCCUUGUCGACCGAGGCGACUGAGGAGGCUGGGAGGAGUGAAGGGGAGGAAUCACAUCAUGCACAGCCUCCUGCAGCUGCUGUAAGUGAGUCCUCACACUUAGGCACAGCCAGCUGAAGACCCAUUCUCCAGGAACAAAAGAAUAUGGCCUGAGGAUCUCACUAGCCUCAGAGCAUUCUCAGAAAUUCAGAAACUAAGACCAGAAAAGAGAAGAUUUUUAGACGGCUCAUGAAAGGGUACAGUGUUGAAAUUAGUGAGCAAUGUCACCAGGCAGAAGGCAGGAGUAGGGGUGGAAUCAGGGGUGGGAGCAGCUUAUUUGUUUCAGUUAGGUUCUUCCUGAGCACAGUUGGUUCUCUACUGGUUUUCUGCUCAAUUAUUUUGAGAGUUCUGAAGGGGGCUCUUUCUUAUCUUUGAGUUUAUGUCUCUAUAGGAACUUGUGUGGGGAUGGGGGUAGAAUUUGCUGGUGGACACAGAAUUGUCUUGGAAAAGUGGGUGGACAGACCUGCCUGUGGAGAGGUCCCAGAUUGCCUUGCCUUGUUAACUUAAGGCACUCCAGUGAAGGUUGAUUCUUUCUUUUCCUUUUAUUUUCUUUUUUUUGGGGGGUGGGGGGAGGGUCUCUUGCAGAGCAAUUAGAUCAUUUCCUCUGAUAUUUUUCAUAUUUAGAAACCUAUAAUUCCAUGUAUCACUCAGCUGUGUACUGAAGAAAUGCUUAAGUGCAAGUUUGGUCAGGGCACUAGGUUUCUCCAGAUUUUGCAAAACCCAGACCCACCACUCUAUAGCCAAGCACAUCUUUCCUAGUGGGCUCCCACUGAACAAAACCAACUGGACUUGGAGGAGAUGCUUUAACCUUUUGUCAGGUAAUUAUGGUCCUUUUUGGUUUCUCUAGUGGCUGUGGUGUAUGGUGUGUGUGUUCGCAAAUUCCAUACAAUGGCAGGCUGUGAGGAAGUCCGCUGUCUAGGUCAGUUAUUUCUGGGCCUGCCCCUUGCCUUUUGAUAUACUGGCCUGCCGGCCAGAGGAGACUGGGGUGCAUGGGUGUGCAGGAUCCAGCUUGUCCGUGGGUGGGAGGCUGUAAGGAAAGUUAAAAGGAUUUAAAAAAUGUGAAUAGCAUUGCUGUACCCUUGUAUUUGGAAUGUGUGUAAAGAAAUGUAAGUGGAGAUAAGCUUGUAUGUCUUGCAUGGCAUUCAUGGGGAGAUGGCUCCCAGCAUCCUAUUGCUUAGACAGAACUCUUAAACUCAAAACUGCUGGUCAAGGUUCCCCACCUACCCUCCCCCAAAGCUAAAUAUUCUGUUUGGCAACCUAGUUCCUUCAGUGGUUCCAUAUUUCAAAUAAAAGGAUUUAAGUUGACGUAUGACCACGUGAGCACAUAAUACAGCGCAUUAUUGUGGCAUUUGGAGCGGAGACCCAGGCAGGCUUCGCCUGUGAUUACGUUUUCUAGAUUCUCUACAGAGCCAGAGCUUUCCCCCAACCCCCACGAACCCACCUCCUCCUUCUUCUUCCCCUUCUCCGGAGAGCGCUCUCUGAGCCGAUUGCAGUUUUCAGCACUCAUGGAGCGGUUCUGGGCGAGUUAGCCGAUGGAAGUCGAGGCCAUACCAGGAGGAUGGAAUUUAUUUUAAGGUCUGCGCGGGGCGGCCAUUGGCGGCGGAGUGUCACGUGACCGCGGGGGCGUGCCAAUGUGCGCCCUCACGAGUGUCAAACCCCUGUCAGAGUGUGCGAUCAAGAUCGUGAAACAACGCGAUGCAAAAAGCGACCUACUACGACAGCUCGGCGAUCUACGGUGGCUACCCCUACCAGGCAGCCAACGGGUUCGCUUAUAAUGCCAAUCAGCAGCCGUACCCGGCGUCCGUCGCUUUGGGUGCCGACGGCGAGUACCAUCGACCCGCCUGCUCCCUCCAGUCUCCCUCCAGCGCCGGAGGUCACCCCAAGGCACACGAACUGAGUGACGCAUGCCUGCGCAGCCUGAGCGCCCCACCUAGCCAGCCUCCAAGCCUGGGCGAGCCGCCCCUGCACCCGCCGCCGACCCAGGCCGCGCCCCCUGCCCCACAGCCGCCUCAGCCCCCACCUCAGCCCCCUGCACCUACCCCUGCCGCGCCCCCGCCUCCCUCUUCUGUCUCCCCACCUCAGAAUGCCAGCAGCAACCCCACCCCCGCCAACGCGGCCAAGAGCCCCCUGCUCAACUCACCCACAGUGGCCAAACAAAUCUUCCCCUGGAUGAAAGAGUCUCGACAAAACACAAAGCAGAAAACCAGCAGCUCUAGCUCAGGCGAGAGCUGCGCUGGCGACAAGAGCCCGCCGGGGCAGGCUUCGUCCAAGCGCGCGCGCACGGCCUACACGAGUGCGCAGCUGGUGGAGCUGGAAAAAGAAUUCCACUUCAACCGCUACCUGUGCCGGCCGCGCCGGGUGGAGAUGGCCAAUCUGCUGAACCUCACUGAGCGCCAGAUCAAGAUCUGGUUCCAGAAUCGCCGCAUGAAGUACAAAAAGGAUCAGAAGGGCAAGGGCAUGCUAACCUCAUCGGGGGGCCAGUCUCCAAGUCGCAGUCCCGUGCCCCCCGGCGCCGGUGGCUAUCUGAACUCUAUGCAUUCGUUGGUCAACAGCGUCCCGUACGAGCCCCAGUCGCCGCCGCCCUUCUCCAAGCCCCCCCAGGGUACCUACGGGCUGCCCCCCGCCUCCUACCCUGCAUCCCUGCCCAGCUGUGCACCCCCACCACCCCCACAGAAGCGCUAUACGGCGGCAGGGGCGGGCGCAGGGGGCACCCCCGACUAUGACCCGCACGCUCAUGGCCUGCAGGGCAACGGCAGCUAUGGGACCCCACACAUACAGGGAAGCCCCGUCUUCGUGGGGGGCAGCUACGUGGAGCCCAUGAGCAACUCUGGGCCAGCCCUCUUUGGUCUAACUCACCUCCCCCACGCUGCCUCGGGCGCCAUGGACUAUGGGGGCGCCGGGCCGCUGGGCAGCGGCCACCACCACGGGCCCGGGCCUGGGGAGCCACACCCCACCUACACGGACCUUACUGCCCACCAUCCUUCUCAGGGAAGAAUUCAGGAAGCACCCAAGCUCACCCACCUGUGAUGGUGGGCUGGUGCUAUGCGCCAGGAGAGUCUCCCCCCACCCACCUUUUUUCUUUGGUUGCUUUUUUUUUUUUUUUUUUUUUUAGGUUCUUCCUGCCCUUUCCUUCCUUCCUUCCUUUUCUCUCUUCUCCGCCCCCGCACUCCUUUCCCGGUUUCCCCCCUCGUUGGGAAGGCGUUUUUAUAGUUUAUGUGACGUAGCAAUCUUGGUUGCUGGAAUGGCUGUAUCAGUAGCGAUAUUUAUCUCUUCGUGCUCCUCGAUAGGCCACUGGCCCUGCACCCUUUACCUUCUCCACUCUUUGAUCAGAAACAGGGUAUAUGAACAAAUUUUCUAGUCGAGUUUUCAAUGUGAAUUUGUUCGUACAUUAUGGCUCCCGAGGGGAAGCGAUUACUUUUUUUAAUUUUAAUUUUUUUAAUUGCACUUCUUAUAAAGAAUGAGAAAAAAAAAAAUCAAAGGCGCUUUGAAACAGGGGCUCCCUGUGCAAGGAUGACUAAGUGUACGUCUUUCCGUGUGUGUAUGCUGGUGAACAGUCAGAUUUAUUUAUAUUUUUUUGCAAGCAUUGAAUAAUCUAAGUUUUAAAUAUUAUUUAUCCCCAUCCGUUCGUAUUUAUAUUAAAGAAAUUCUGUACCCUGAUGGUUCAGAGGGUUCUUGGGCCUUUUGUUCAAUUGUGUAUUGGCGUACUUAGAAUUUUUUUUUUUAUUUCAAAGGGAAGUAUAAUUCCUUUAAACGGUAAUGAUGCAAUAAAACCAGAGAAGAUCCAGCUUUUGAAAACAGUGAUUUAGGUUUGUAACAUCCGGCAAAACUGAAAAAAAAAAAUCUGUAAACGCGAAAAAUACUAGAUUUGUUUUGAGAAUUCUACAUUCCUUGCUGCUCACAUUCUGAGAAACAAAAAGAAAUAAAGUUUUUAUUCUGAAUAA
This is a messenger RNA of Macaca mulatta (Rhesus monkey), 8667 nucleotides long. NCBI's taxonomy places the organism in Eukaryota, Metazoa, Chordata, Mammalia, Primates, Cercopithecidae. The record is from RefSeq and is a predicted model, not a curated record.